Varanus komodoensis (Komodo dragon) is the source of this 883-nucleotide messenger RNA. Its product is annotated as HLA class II histocompatibility antigen, DR beta 5 chain-like. Lineage: Eukaryota; Metazoa; Chordata; Lepidosauria; Squamata; Varanidae. The coding region runs from base 30 to 656 and encodes 208 amino acids. The record is from RefSeq and is a predicted model, not a curated record. The transcript has 4 exons. Gene Ontology annotation, biological process: antigen processing and presentation; immune response. Gene Ontology annotation, cellular component: membrane; MHC class II protein complex.
CCUCGUCCACUUGUGGGGCAGCAGCAGCCAUGGGCACUGGCUGGAUCCUUCCAGUGAUGCUGGUGCUUCUGCUGGGGCCACCCCUGGUCCCCGGAGGGGGAGGGAGGCAGGGGCCCUCAGCCCCGCGCCGGUUCCUGCACCAGGAUAAGUCCGAGUGCCGCUUCUCCAACGUGACGGGGCGGGAGCAGGUGCGCUUCCUGUACAGGUUCAUCUACGACCGGGCAGAGAUUGCGCGCUACGACAGCGCCCGGGGCCGGUAUGAUGCCCUUACACCGCUGGGGGAGCCUGACGUGCAGCUCUGGAACAGCCAGAAGGAGGAGCUGGAGUUCUGGCAGAACAAGGUGGACACCUUCUGCCGGUACAACUAUGGCGUGGCUGCGGCCGGGAGCAUAGUGGGCAGGAGAGAGCCGCGGGCUUCCGAGUCGGCCAGGAGCAAAGUGUGGACGGGGGUCAUGGGGGCCCUGCUGGGCAUGGUCUACCUGGCCGUAGGGCUCUCCCUCUACCUGAGGAGCAAGAAAGCGUCUGCCAUCCAGCAGCCUCCAGGUAAAGCCUCUCCCUGCCUCCUCCCCAGUCACUGGUGCCCUUUUCCAUCCUGCCUUUCCCCAGAUGCUUGUCCAGAGUGGGGGUGCAAGUCUGAAGGGGGCCCCCCUGGUUAAUUGGGGCACUUUUUGCAGAGGUAUUUCAUUUUCAGGGGUGGGCUGCAGUCGGGGGAAAGAGGUCUGAACUGCAAACCCAGCGGCCAGUGACGGGGCUUUUUUGCAGUGCUCAGACCCAGGAGAGAAGGGCAGCCAGACUUUGCCCCGGCAGGGACUGGCCUGCUCCGCCCUCCUUGCUUCUGCUCUGCUCCUGUCGCACCCCCCAAAUUGAGCCCUCAAUGCACAGG